This is a messenger RNA of Passer montanus (Eurasian tree sparrow), 10573 nucleotides long. RefSeq names its product protein kinase AMP-activated catalytic subunit alpha 2 (gene PRKAA2). Bases 3288 to 4952 code for a protein of 554 amino acids. Gene Ontology annotation, molecular function: ATP binding; AMP-activated protein kinase activity. NCBI's taxonomy places the organism in Eukaryota, Metazoa, Chordata, Aves, Passeriformes, Passeridae. Gene Ontology annotation, biological process: protein phosphorylation; intracellular signal transduction. The record is from RefSeq and is a predicted model, not a curated record. The transcript is spliced from 9 exons. Gene Ontology annotation, cellular component: cytoplasm.
GCCGCCGCCUCCCUCCUCCCGCUCCCGCGGCCUCCGCGCCGGCAUCGCCUCCCUCCCUCCCUCCCUCCCUUCCCCGGGCUCCGCUCCCUUCCCCGGGCUCCGCUCCUGGGCGGCAUCCCCGGGGGCAGCGGCUGGCGGAGCCGUGCCCGGGGCGCACGGCGGGGAUGCGGCUGGGGGGAGAUGCGGCGCUCGCCCCUCGCUGCUCCGGGCUGUGACAGCCCCCGGAGCCCGUGCUGCGAGCAGCACCCACCCAAACUUUGCUGCCGCGCUCGCAGGGAGGCGAUGGGGAGGGAGGCUGGAGCGCACCGGCAUCCUGCUCCUCCGUGCCGGGAACGCGCUGCUCGCUGCCGCCCUUCCCGAGGGGCCGCGGGGGUCCGGGGUGCUCCGGGGUGCUCCGGGGUGCUUCGGGGUGUUCCGGGGUGCUCUGGAGCCGAGGGGUCCGUGCUGCCGCCCCGAGCAUCGCCCCGCAGCUCCGAGCGGCUCCCGCGGGGAUGGAGGCGCCGGGCGGGCAGGGAUGAGCCCUGGGCUGCCUUCACCUGGAAAAGGGAAGGCUCCAGAGCCACCUGAGCACCUUCCAGUGGCUACAGGGGCUGCAGGAGAGCUGGAGAGGGACUGGUGGGGCGAGGGGAAUGGCUUCGUGCUGACACAGGGCAGGGUUAGAUGAAAUUGGGGAGGAAUUGUUCCCUGUGCAGGUGUUCAGCUUCCUUCCAGGGAAGCUGUUCAUCCCUGGAAGUGUUCAAAGCCAGGUUGGAAGGGGCUUGGAGCAACCUGGGAUAGUCAGAGGUGUCCAUGCCCAUGGAGGAGGGAGGGAUGAGGUGAGUUUUAAGGUCUCUUCCAUCCCAAACCGUUCCAGGGUUGUGUCAGGCUGGGGCUCCGCACAGGGAUUCUUUGGCUGGUCGUGCCAGAGCAGCCAGCUCACAUCCUGAAGGCUUUGCUUUACCUGGCUGUGAGGUUUGCAAAUAUUUGUGUUUCUUUUUUCCCUGUGGAUUCUGCCGUUACGUGCAAAUUUCAUUUUUUAAACAAGAUACUAAAAAACCAGAAAACAAACCAAAUUCAGUCUCUAAGCUGUGCUUCCCAGUUGGAAUUUGGUUUAGCUCGAGCUGGGGGAGCAGCUGUCCCACUCAGUGUCCCCCCACCCCACUGGGAUGUGGCUGGUGCUGUGCCUGCCCUCAGUUCCUGGAGUUUUAAAAUAAACCCAAAUUGACAGCAGAUGAAAGAAACCACCACAACCACUGCAGCUAAGUCCACCUGUGGCCAUUAAUCACGCCCCUAAAAAUAUAUUGCUGUGUUUAAUCCCAAACCACAAAUUUACUGUCUAAAGAAUUAUCAGAAUAAAUACUUCUAACAGUAAGGACCAUUUAAAUCACUCAUGUGUACUAGCAGACCUCAGAACUGCUCCAAAGGCAGGUUUUCUCCUUGCAGACCAAUUUAAACCUGCCAACAAUUGCCUUUUUUCCCCUUAACUAGCACAAAUACCCCCUACCUCACAUAUGACCUGAGUUUGGUAAAAAUGGACAUUUUCCAAAGAAAUAUUUCAAAUAACAUAAAAGAGAUUUCCUAGCUCAAAAUCUUUUAUAGGUGAGUAGUACACUUUAUAUGUUUUUUUCCCUUAAUAUUUUGCCUACAACUGACAGGUGAAGUUUGUGCUUGAGACUGGGAACUGAAAUGAAGAAAUGGAAUCUCCCAUUUUUAUGGAAUUACAGUAUUUUAAUCAAAUGAGCUGUAGAAAAACUUGUAUUCACAUCAGAAAAGUGGAGGGUUUUGUUGAUUGAUUCAAGCAUUGUGUGUUGGGUAUAAUAAUUGCUUUUUCAGGGAGAAGUCAGGUGCCAUCAGUGACAUUUCUUGCUGCUUAUGUGUUUUCUUAAAAUUCUGCCUUGCACCAGGUUUUGGUUUUGGUGCUUUUUGCUGUCUUACUCGUUAAAGAAAUCAUAAUUUACAGUUGUUUAGGAUUAUUGUUAUUAGGGACAUAAGAAAUGGCAAUGAAAGGGAGGAUUUAGUGAUGUGGGGUACAAACCAAGGCUCCAACUCAUGGCUGGAGCUGAGGAGUCAUUUGGAGCCAUCAGGAGCCAGAGACACGACAGGAAAAGGCCCUGACUGCCUGGGUCAUCAGGGAGCCGAUCCUCCCAAAAACUGCAAGAAACUGUUUUGUUUUUUAAGCUAUUUCCAUUUCUGGAUCUCAUUUACAGAAAGUCCACACAAGGCACAGAGGGGAGCAAAGAGGCUGGCAGCUGAGGGCAGGAUUUUGGUGCUAACACUGAAAUUCCAUCUGGAAGUGGGGAUGAGGACGCAGCAUCUGUUAGAAGAGAGGGAGGUGGCAGGGGCUGAUGUGGUGGAUGGACAGGAGGUGUCAUGUCAAGGCUUGGAGUUGCCACACAGCAUUUUUACCAAAUGUAGUUAUUUUCCCUGUUAUUAUCCCAAAGAUAAUUUACAGAAAAUAGAAUUAUUUGCAGAAAAAAAAAAUAUAAUUUGUGGAAAAUCAGAAUAAUUUGCAGAAAUAGAGCUGUGGAGGUCUUGGAUUUUGGAGUUUAGCAAAACCUUGAAGGAAGGAGGUGGCAUCUCCUUCUCAGGGGGUUGGCAAGAACAGAUGAGACAAAUUGUGUUUGCUGUGGGCAUGUCCCACCCUGUGGGUCCCCAAAAGCUCUGCUGUGACCACAGUGAGGUUCACAGUAGUAACCCAGAUAUUUUCUGUGUGUGAUGCCACCCACAGCAUCCCUGGGGGCCUUGGUGGCUCCUUUGCCUGGCUUGUUUGCCACAGAAGUGACAGAUUUGUGGUCCCUGGAGGGCUGGCAGUGCUUGGGUUGUGUUUGUGUCACCUCCAUGGGCUCCAGUCGGGAUCAGAUCCCAUUUUUCCCAGGCACUGUGGCAUUGCUGCUGAAAGACAAACUUGGUGUCAGAGGGAAGAUAAACUAAAGGAGACUGAGCAGAGGAAGGGCAGGGAGAGGCUGGGACAACACACAAGUGGCACUGGGGCAGAAUUAAUGCAGCAUUGCUAAAUAUAUGCUUUGGAUGGAUUUCAUUUUUAACUUUGGGCUGAGAUAAGGGCCAGCAGAGCUGAUAGGGAAGGAGUUUCCUCACCCCUCCACAAGCUUCUACAUUGCCCUGAAGAUUUUGCAAAAAUGUUAACUGCUUGUGCUGCCUGAGCUGGUAGGAUAAAGAAAGUGAUGUAGAAAGCCAUGCUGUCAAGGGGUUUUAUUUAUUUUUUAUUUAUUAUCUGCGUUCAUGGUGCUAUAAUCACUAUUGCUCCUCUUUUUCUUUUUUUUUUUUUUUCCUUUUAUAAAAAUAAGUAAAUGUCAAGAGUGUCCUUUCCACUUUUUGAAUCUGGGGAGGCAGUGAGAGAGAAGGAGGUGUCCUCACCAGCAGCCAAGGCCACCACUGCCCACCCUGGGGUUGGUGAGCACCAGCUGACAGGGCACAAAGUGGCAGUGAAAAUACUGAACAGGCAGAAAAUCCGCAGCCUGGAUGUGGUGGGGAAGAUCAAACGAGAAAUUCAAAACCUGAAGCUCUUCCGGCACCCUCACAUUAUCAAACUGUACCAGGUCAUCAGCACACCAACAGACUUCUUCAUGGUCAUGGAAUACGUGUCUGGGGGUGAAUUGUUUGAUUACAUCUGUAAGCACGGACGUGUCGAGGAGGCAGAAGCUCGACGCCUUUUCCAGCAGAUCCUGUCUGCAGUGGAUUACUGCCACAGGCACAUGGUGGUGCACAGGGACCUGAAGCCAGAGAACGUGCUGCUGGAUGCACACAUGAAUGCAAAGAUAGCUGAUUUUGGACUGUCCAACAUGAUGUCAGAUGGUGAAUUUCUACGCACCAGCUGUGGUUCCCCAAAUUAUGCAGCCCCUGAAGUCAUCUCUGGAAGGCUCUAUGCUGGCCCAGAGGUGGACAUCUGGAGCUGUGGUGUCAUCCUCUACGCCCUCCUGUGUGGCACUCUGCCUUUUGACGACGAGCACGUCCCCACCCUGUUCAAGAAGAUCCGUGGGGGAGUGUUCUACAUCCCUGAGUACCUCAACCGCUCCGUGGCCACGCUCCUCAUGCACAUGCUGCAGGUGGACCCCCUCAAGAGAGCCACCAUCAAGGACAUCAGGGAACACGAGUGGUUCAAGGAGGAGCUGCCCAGUUACCUGUUCCCAGAGGACCCUUCCUACGACGCCACGGUCGUCGACGAUGAGGCGGUGCGGGAGGUGUGCGAGAAGUUCGAGUGCACCGAGUCGGAGGUGAUGAACAGCCUGUACAGCGGCGACCCCCAGGACCAGCUGGCCGUGGCCUACCACCUGGUCAUCGACAACCGCCGCAUCAUGAACCAGGCCAGCGAGUUCUACCUGGCCUCCAGCCCUCCCACCGGCUCCUUCAUGGACGACAGCGCCCUGCACAUCCCUCCGGGCGUGAAGCCGCACCCCGAGCGGAUGCCGCCGCUCAUCGCCGACAGCCCCAAGGCUCGCUGUCCCCUGGACGCCCUCAACACCACCAAGCCAAAGCCCCUGACGGUCAAAAAGGCCAAGUGGCACCUGGGGAUCCGCAGCCAGAGCAAGCCCUAUGACAUUAUGGCUGAGGUGUACCGGGCUAUGAAGCAGCUGGACUUUGAGUGGAAGGUGGUGAACGCCUACCACCUGCGGGUGCGCCGCAAGAACCCCGUGACCGGCAACUACGUCAAGAUGAGCCUGCAGCUCUACCAGGUGGACAACCGCAGCUAUCUGCUGGACUUCAAAAGCAUUGAUGACGAGGUGAUGGAGCAGAGGUCUGGCUCCUCCACGCCGCAGCGCUCCUGCUCGGCCGCGGGCUUGCACCGGCCGCGCCUGAGCAUCGACGCGGCCGCGGCCGCCGAGUGCCAGUCGCUGAUGGGCUCCCUGAGCGGCUCCUUCGUGGGCAGCAUCCCCUCGGUGCCCCCUCGCCUGGGCAGCCACACCAUGGACUUCUUCGAGAUGUGUGCCAGCCUCAUCAUGGCCCUGGCCCGCUGACGGCCGCUCUGCGAGGAUCUGCGCUGACUCGUCCGCCCCCUCCUUUCUCUCGCUUCCUUGUUCUUCCUCCUCCUCCUCCUCCCCUCACUGCCCCACAGAGCCAAGUCCAGACCCAAAACAUGCCCCCCUCUAGCAAGGCACCAAGGAAAUUAACUUAAUUUCUCUCCUUGUGCCUGGCGAAAUGUAUCCAAUACUCUUUUUUCUUCUUUCCUUGUGAACCCCAUGGGAAAUGUUAAGGCUGUAAAGUAACAAACAUUAUCACUGAGUUUUUGGAAAACACCUCCCCCUGGUUCAUCCUGAGGUAACGGAGGCAUAGCCAUGCUUCCUGCAGGGAGUUUGAUGUUUCCCUGAGGCUGUGCAGAGCAGGGGCAGGCUGAGCUGAGCCAGGGCAGAGUGGUUGACCAGGAGCUCUGUGAGGUGGAGUUGGAGGGUGAUGAAGCAGCUCUGCAGUGUUCACACCCAGGUGCCAGCCUCUCUAACACUUUUCUCCUCAAAGCAGCAGCUGCUUAGAUGCUUCUGCACUAGUGCAAUAUGACCUCCCUCCCCUCUCUUUUUCUUCUCUGCUGAAGAUGGGCAGGGAAGGUGGGAUGUGCAAAGGUCCUGUGCAAACCUGCCAUGGGGAGGCCACUCUUUGCAGAGUCCCUAAGGUGCAGUCUUUCUCCGUGUCCUCUCUUUGCAGAGGAGUGUCUCUAAGGUGCAGUCUUUGUCCCUGUCCUCUCUUUGCAGAGGAGUGUCCCUAAGGUGCUUUAUUUUGCCCAAGGGCUCCGCACAGCACUGACCCACUCGCCACACUCGGAGCUGAAGGCAGAUUGCCUUUUUCUCUCCUCCCUCCAGCCUGCUCCCCCUCCUCUGCCUCACCACGGGCCCCAGGGGCUGAAUCCCAAGCAGGGUUCAGGUGAGCAGAGGACAGGAUCUGGAUCACCCACCUAGAAGCCAGCUCUUCCCCCGAGGGCUGGGAUCAUCCCUGAUGGGCAGGAGCCAUCAGCAGCGCACAGCUCCGGAGCACUCACCUCUCACCUUUCCCCUAGGACACUCUGGCUGUUGUCACCUCCCCAAAAUCACUGCCAAAUCUGCCUUCCCUGCUGCUGGACACUCACUGCCCCUGCCCAAGGGUUCUCCUGUCCUGCUGCUGCUGCCCACUGGACUGUGACCGUCGCUGCUCCGCUGACCAGGCAGGGAUAUCCCAACCCGGAAUUUUACUGUUCCUUUGCUACUGGCUAUCUGAAGGAUUGGAUUUUAUUUUUUAAGAUGAACUGCGGGGAUUUUUAAGGUUAAAUUCUUGUUACCCAAGGGUAAACCCUAAUGCAUGUGUGACUUCUUUGUUUAAAGGAGUUAUUUUUUAUUACACGGGAUUAAGCUAAUGGGCAGCGUUGGCAUCUGCUUGGCUUUGACAUGGUAUUUAAUUCCAUUUACUUGAUUAUGAAGUAAUAGUCUAAUCAAGGAACAAAUGCUUUAUGAAAGCUUUGCCAAAAAAAUGUUGGGUGGGGGUUUGGUUUUGUUCUGUUUUUUUGGGUUUUGUGGUUUUUUGGUUUUUUUUUUUGUUGUUGUUUUUUUGGGGUUUUUUGGGUGUUUUUUUUUUUGUUUUUUUUUGGUUUUUUUGGUUUUUUUUUUUUUCUUUUGUGUUCUGUUUUAAGAAACAAAGCAAAGAACUUUUGCUGGUCCCAGGUAUGCAGUCAUUCAACUUGAAAAAAAAUGUAAUCUGUCUUUUUGAUAGCUUCUUAUGACCCCUUAAGGUUUUUUCCUAGGGUUUUCUUUUGUACAGUUGCACUUUAAUUUAUACUUUCUGCAAGUUUGUAUGAGAAGCAAGGAAGAGAACAGCAAAUUGAGCCUUUUUUACUAAUCAUUUAAGGUAAUCAAGACAAACAUGGGAUAUUUUUGCCAUCUACUGGCAGUUAAAUGGACCUUUUCAGUUUUAAGUCCCUUUUUUAAAAAAAGAACCACAAAAUUGCCUUACUUUUGUUACAGAUUGUGCUUGGAUCCUCACUAACGUGACUUUACAGCUGCAAUUUUUCCAGAAGCCGCACAAAGUAGAAAGCUUCCAAAAAAAAAAAAAGAAAAAAAAAAGAAAAAGAAAAAAGUCAGUUUUGCUGUUAAGCUCUUGAACAUUAAAUCCAACACAGCAGUGGUUGGACUGUAAGAAAUACUGGAAAUAUUUGUAGUGCUCCUAGGUUUUGUAACGAGCCUUUUAUUACAUUAUGAUUAUUAAAUAAGUAUUCUGGGGUGAGGAUGGCUUUGGUGCUGUGCCUGGUGCUUGCCAGGUGAUUUGUGUCCCCAGUGCUGUGGUGUGAGUUUGGAUGGAGAAUCCAAACUCCUGCGUGCAAAAAAAACCCCAAACCCCACCCCAGAGUCAAAGCUGAGGAGCACCCAGCCCUCCAGCAGCUUUUGGAUCAAGGCUGAGAUGAGCAAAAAUGGUUUGGGGUGAUGGGGAUAAACCCCUUUGCAAAGGAGCAGGAACAGCUAUAGAGCCAGGAAACAGCAAUGAGUGAAGUGUAUUUCAAAUGUUAAAGGCUUUUCAAAUCUUCACUCCCAGCUGAGCAUCUUGCCAAGUCCUGGCAGCACCUGUAGCCCCCUUGAUAGGGGCUGGUGUGUUCCAGUCUGGGGCUCAGGAGCAGGGAGAUGUACUGAUGUCUUUGUUCAAAUUGACUCUUGUCCUCUGGGAUUUCCUACCCAGCAGAACUAAUAGUAUUAAGCAGCAGCAAAUGCCCUUGGGAGGAAAUAUUUGCUUCCUGGAGGCAGGUGGGAUUUCUAGGUUGUAGAAUAAGCCCCUUGUGGCACUUGGCAUCUUCUCCGACCCGUGCAAACAUUAACUGCUGUGAGGAUCUGCAGAACCAGUCCUGCCUGGAGGGCAGUCAGAGUUACUCAGCUUUCCAUAUGGAGAGACACAAAGAGAUGAAGCACUUCCAUGCUCAGGGUCAGCAGAGGCAGUGGAGGGAGCAGGACUGGUGGAAGCACCUCCCCAGUGACCACAUCGGACUGACUGGUCCAUCACAGCCUUGCCCAAAUCCGUGCUGCACUUUGGAACACUCUGAGGACUUUCACUUCUGUGUAUUAUUUAUUUUACCUUCAAAUAGGCUGUGUUCUGUUUCCCAGCUGCAGAGGAGCUGCUGACCUCCAGUCACAUUUUCCAGAGGAAGAGUUUAACUUCCACACUGUUACACUGUGGUCAGCUCAUUUUGAGUUAUGCUGGUACAUGCACAAGCGUCGGGAAAAGCAGGGUAGACAAUAUUUGAACUACAGAAACUUGAAUUACUCCAAGUGCAAUUCUUCAGGAGCCACUGAACAGCUGUGCUUUGCAAGCCACAAACUCACCCAAAUUUUGCUUCAGCUCGAGGGAGAGAGAGAUAAAAUGCAAAGGAUAAAGAGUUCAGAUGGGCUCCAACAGAAACCUCCAGCUCCUGGAUGAAUUAAUUCAAAAAUAUCUUUUGCUUGUUCUUGUUGGAAGCUGUGUAUAUGUAAAUAUUAUAUAUGCAUACAUGCAUAUAUAUAUAAUGUAGGUGACAUCCCUGUCAUUGACCUCUCAGCUUUAUUCUUCCAGCAGGGCAGGUGUGUGCCCAGGACACUGCCACCCCUCACUAAUCCCAGCCUCUGAGAGGACCUGGACAAAGGGAAUGCUAUUUUUACAUCCUCUUUUAGGUAAAGCCCAUGAGUAGCUUAGCUCACCCCGUCAGGCUCGGCAUGGCCUUGGCCAGGGAUGGGAGGGGAAGUGGCAUCAGGAGCUGUGAGAAUCCUGCCCUUCCACCCCCCUGGCCAAAGCCCUGCUGCUGGUGGGGUUUGGGGCAGGUUUAUUUUCAGGAGCUGGAGCUGAGCAGGUAAAGGCAGCAGGAUAUUUUUUUUUUCCCCUUCAACGGGUCAGAAAUGCAUCUUCAGCUGUGUGUCCAGUUUAGCAUUUCACGAGGUGUGUACAAGCACAGGGGAGUCCAUGGGCAGUGUUGUAAAAAUGUGAGCCAGCUGGUUAGCGUGUGCCGUGUAUACGUUUCUGUGUGUGAUUAUAGUGGCAUUCGUGUUGGAAUUGAUGAGGUUUGAACGAAAUAACCCUUCUACUCCUUUUCAUUUCACUGCUGUUUGCUGUCAGCGUGCAGCCCUGUAGGAGGAAGAGGGAGCUGUGUGCAGGACAUGAACUCGUGCCUUCGCUGCGCGUUGGGACUGCUGGAAGUGGCAGCUUUGUUUCACGAGGUGCACAAUUUCCCCAGCUCGUGCAGGAUCCCCCCUCUGAGACAUGCAGGCCGUGUUUCUAAAUACUUGAAGUACCAUUUGUUGUGCAAUUAUUUGGCUUCACCCUUUUAUUAGCUGAGAGGAGAGAGGGAAGAAGAAUCGCACAUCUGGAUGAGCCAAGCCAACCCCCGCUCGAGCUCCUGCUGUUCCUUCCCUGGAAAGUUUUAGGGUCUGGUUUUGUUCCAGGUAUAUGAUGGACCUUACUAGAGUCACCUUUCUUAAGGUCUUAUUUUGUUAUGGGCUUUUCAUUUAGUGCUUCCCUUUGGCUUCCUUAGCCCUCCCCUUAUAUAUCCCUUUUUCAUCAUUUGCUUAUUAAAAAAAAAAAAAUGCAACAGCUUCUUGUAAUUCUGAGUUCCCAGUCUGCCUCCCAGCCAUGGAGUUAAUGAUUCAGCCAGAGGUACCUCAAUCCCAUGCCUGAGAGGUGAACUGGGUUUCAGAGUUCCCACAUGACACCUACUGAUGGAACACUGACUUUUGCAGAGAGCACACCUGGUAUUCGCUGCACAGAUCUUUGCUCAUUUUAAUUGUUGAAAUUAGGAGAACUAGACUGUGAAUCAGAGCUCUGCCUGCAAGCACGAGUACACUUUUGGUGUUAGAAAAAGUCUGUUUUCAACAAAAGCCUUGAAGUUCCUGUUGAAGCUGCCUUAAUUUAAAAAUCAAAGUUUAUUUGUAAGACUCAUCUCUGAUUUAUUUUUUUUAAGUUUGGAAAUAGUUUAUUUAUCCUCAUCUCACAAAGCUGUGAAGUAGAUCCUGUAGCCAUGGUAAUAUUUAUUCUUGUUGCUGAAAGCAUGUUCAUGUGUUCUGUAUCAUGUUAUAUUCACGUGGUUUGUACCUCAAUGCAUUUGUUUUGUUUUUUUCUUUUAGAGCACAAAGCAAAACUGAAUCCCAGGAUUUCUGUGGUGUCCUUGGCCCAGCAUCUUUGGGCAGACAAACCUCAGCUCUUUGAGAGAGGUAAACUGGACUGUCCACUGCAAUUCUUAAUUCAUACUUCAAUGGGUAUUGAUGAUUUAUAAUGUUAUGUAUUUAUAAUUUUAAGAAAAAGAUACUGAACUUUAAAAAGUUCUGAGUAGAAGCAUCCCUUCAAAUAUAUCAUUAACAUGAUGCUCAGAAAAAAAGAAACCUUGAGCUCUGUAAACACUCCAUCCUUGAUAUUUUCUAUUAUUUUGUCAACUGGGGGCCUGGAGAGGGUUUUGUUUCCCAGUUCAUGGCUGUAGUACAUUCUGUCAUGGAAGGGCACAGAGCCCUGGUUCAGUUUUGUCCUUUGUGCAUCAGAUAAUCACAACGAAGCCUUUUUCCUUCCAUUUAUGGUGUGGAAAGUGUUUCUCGGUGUACUGCACUGCAUGUGAUAGCUGUCUCCAUGGUUGACAUUUGCACUUUAAUAAACUCAGAGAUGAAAAGAGAUAAAAGCA